GGAGGCAAUGUUAACUUUUUGCCGUGACUGUGUCUCCUCCCUUUGCAAUCGUGUUUUCUUCAUUGUUCAAGUUUCGUGUACUAUUCAUCCAGAAGUCGAAUUCUGAAUGCUUGUAGGGAAAGAGAAGCAAAAGGCAGAGACACACAUACCACUUUAAACAUAUUUUAAAGAUAUAUUGACUAAAGAAAUACGCUUUGCUAUCAAAAUUGUUUGCAAGCUAUUUUUGUCAAGAAUUUUUGCAAUCAACUUUUACUUUUACAGCUGAAAGUUCUCACUUAGUGAAACUUAGAAGCCAAUGGCUGACCAAUUUUUAAAAGACCUUGAAGAUUCAGGUUUGAGGGAACCCUCUGAAAUGAGACCUUUGGUGAUCAAAUGGAUUGAAGAACGGUUUCCAGGAGUCAAGUCAAUAACAACACAAACCCUCCAGCAGUGGAUGGAAGAUAAACCAGGAGAGCUUCUCCUUCUUGAUACUCGAAGUCUAGCAGAAUUUGAAGUCAGCCACUUGCCAGAAGCAAUCUUAGUUCCUCCUGAAACUGAUGCUGUAAAGGAAAGUUUCAAAGCAUGGCUCAAACAAGAAUAUGAAAAGUGUCACAGACACAUUGUUUGCUACUGUACUGUGGGCUAUCGAUCAUCUAUGACAGCUCAGCUCCUGAAUGACUACUUGUGCUGUGAGACAAAUCAAAAUUUCAUUACCUCUUCCAUGAUAUACAAUCUUCAAGGAGGUCUAGUGAAAUGGGCCUCUGAAAAGAGGUGGAUGAUAGACCAAUAUAACAAACCAUCAUCCAAAAUGCAUCCCUAUAAUGAAGUCUGGGCAAAACUCCUAGAGCCAGAGUUCAAGGUGGAAACUAAAGAAAAGGUUUAAAGAUGGUCUUGGAAAAAAAAAUAUUCCAAGCAAGGAAAUCAAUUUGAACAUUCGAUCUCAAAAAUAUAUUUUAAUUAUAUUAAAAUGUUAUAUUUUAAUUAUAUUAUAUUAAAUUAUAUUUAAUUAUUCCAAAAGUGAUCCACAAGAUAGCCACAACUCCAUAAACUUCAGAAUUAAAUAGUUAAAGAAUUGCACCAAAAAAUAAUUUAUGAGGCACUUUCAGCCAGUUUGUAAUGCUUAUUGUUUGCUCAGUUUUCUGUAACUCUUCCGUGAUGCUGCUUCUGAAAUGCCUGAGAAAAUAUUUCGAAAAAUAUGACAGAACCCUCACUUGUAACCUAUUAAUGUAAAAUAUUCUUAGAUGGGUGAAAAUCUUGUGUUUUUAAAUUUAUCAUAAUUUCUCAAAGCAGUUUGUUGGUGAGGAGAACGCCAGCAAUUUACUUCUUUUUCUGUACUUCUAUAAUAAAUAAUUUUUUUCAUUUAAAGAAUUGUGAAAAUACUUAGAUUUUUCAAAGAAUUUGUUUGGCAAUUGUGUCAAGGAGAAUUUCCUUUUAUAGUCCAGCUGAAAAAUUACCAUUAAAAGUAGCACAGUUUUGUGAUGGCCAUA
Messenger RNA from Crotalus tigris (Tiger rattlesnake), 1466 nucleotides. Its product is annotated as adenylyltransferase and sulfurtransferase MOCS3-like. Lineage: Eukaryota; Metazoa; Chordata; Lepidosauria; Squamata; Viperidae. The transcript has 3 exons. The record is from RefSeq and is a predicted model, not a curated record. Bases 296 to 862 code for a protein of 188 amino acids.